Molecule: messenger RNA, 357 nt
Organism: Ogataea philodendri
Lineage: Eukaryota; Fungi; Ascomycota; Pichiomycetes; Pichiales; Pichiaceae
Exons: 1
Coding region: 1-357 (118 amino acids)
Source: RefSeq, a predicted model, not a curated record
AUGGACGAGGUGUGCAAGUCGGUGGCUGCAAAGCCGCACCGUCCAGACUUCACCUGGAACGAGACGCUGGACUUGCGUUUGGUGCCUGUGUUGAAGUCUUCUAUUUCCGAGGUCAGGAUCGACGACUCCUCGUUGACCGUUGCGCUGUCCGCUGUGUCGGUGGACCCGCCGCCCAGGUGGUGGAUCUGGUGCUGGGUGUCGCGCACACGCGUGGUGGUCGUGGGUUUCUCCUUGUACGACGGAGAACUCGAGAACUUGGAAUAUGGCUUCGGAUUGAGAUCCGAGUCCUCAAACUCGGACUCGUCGUCGGAGUCGUCCACCUCCCGCUCGUCAGACUCGGACGAGUCCGAUGACUGA